AUGUUUCACAAUGUCUGGACGGAAUUUAGACACAAAGAAAUCUUCAAAAACUCUUUUCAAAAAACCAUUUCAAAGCCUUUUUGUUCGAAAAAAAAACUAGGGGGCUUAGAUAAAGGGGUGGGAUCGAGUAGGUUUGAUGCAGUUUCAGUACGGAGUCAAUCGAACUUUUUUCAGACCAGAUACGGUAGAAUGGAUCCUGGGAACGGAGGUCCAAGUCGGAAGGACUUACAGUAACGCAGUCCGAGUGCGUCAGAAGGCCGAUUCCGCGUGGCUAGUUCAAAUCUUCUUCAAAACCAAAAACCGGUUACUAUGAGCUUGCCAAUAUUUUUUGAAAAGCACUGAGAAUUUUUUGCUUCCAAUUACUUUUAUCAGAAUGAAAAAAUUCGGAAAAAGAAGUUUGAUUUUCAGACUAAAAAAUGUUAUUUAUAACAGAUUUUUAAUUUUUUUUUUCUAAAUUCAAAGAGCUUGCCAAUAUUUUUGAAAAUCACUUUUCUUGAAUUUGCCGCGAGCGAUAUCGCUCGCCUCUCGCUGCGACCUCGCAAACGUCUUGCGCUAUAUCGCUCUCUGAAAAAUUUUUCUUCAAAAAUGUUUUUUUCUUGAAUUUGAUUGAUUUCAUCAUAAAAGUCGAAAAUAGAGCAAAAAAAGUUUUUCAAAUUUCAAAUUUUUGAGUGGGAGCGAUAUGGCAGCGAGACUUUGACGAGAUCGCAGCGAGAAGCCUUGGCUAUAUCGCGUGCGGCCCGCUGCGAUAUCGGCAAUUAUGUUCGUUGAAAUGAUGUUUUUCAAGUUUUUUCGAAUCCUUUCUACAUGAUUCAUUGAGCAACAGAAUAGUUCCUCCAUACGCUUGUACAUUUUUAACGCGUUAAAACCUUCGUUUUAUUUUUUGCGACAAGUGAGAAAAUACAGAGAUUUUACCGUUUUGCAAUUGCAAGAAUAGGAUCGGGAAGUCUCCUAAAGCAUAUAGUCAGUCCUUCCCGACUUUGAGAGCGAUAUGGACAGUGUUCAAAUUUUGUGGUUUCAAAAAUCCUUUUUAUUUUGAAAACGAUGUUUCGAAUGAAGAAAUCAGAAAAUUUUUUGACAUCGCCCCAGUUUUGCAUUGCCGUCCGCUGAAAGGCAUUUAAGCUUGAGAUUCAUCGAAAAAUCAUUAAUUGAGGACGGAUUUUCAAGAGCUUUCGAGAUACAAAAGUAUCAUAAAUGGAUGGCGGAUUCAUUUCAUACUCAAAUACUUUCUAUCAAUUUUUGUUUUUUGUGGAUCCUUUUUACAUGUAAUGUUUAUUCAUUUUUCAGUCGAUUUCAAAUUUUUUUAUAUGAAAUUGAAUUCCUAUCAAACAAUCGCCUUGGGCAAACUGAUAGUUCAAAAGUGUAGUCGAGAUUGAUCUUAAGACCCUUUGCCUCGUUCUUUUGCUCAGUUUUUUUUUUCUGCUUCCCGACCAGCUCAGAAUGCAGGUACUGUGGCUGGAGCUCGAAGAACGUUUAUUCAAAGUGGAAGCCUCCGUACCAAAUUUCGAGAAAAAAAAAGAAUGAUUUCGGACAUGAGUUCUCAGAAAACAAAAAAACAAUUUUGCCCAAAAAUAUAUCGAAAAAAAGAAUGUAAAAAAGAAACCAAACCCAAAAAUUUCAAGUCUUUAGUUUCGGUUGAAAAUAUCCGGGGGUUAGGGGAAGGGGGAAGGGGGCGGGGAAAUGGGGUGGGAUCAGGUAAGUUUAAUAUAUGCACAAUACCAAGAUUAAUUUGCUUUUUUUUUCAGAUCGGCCACGAGAGACGGGAGCACCUCUUCUCUACACGGUGGGCUCAAGUGA
Molecule: messenger RNA, 1794 nt
Organism: Caenorhabditis auriculariae
Lineage: Eukaryota; Metazoa; Nematoda; Chromadorea; Rhabditida; Rhabditidae
Source: the annotation of a GenBank genome assembly